AUGGGGAAUGACACAGGCCUCUGGACUUGGGUGUUGGCUCUGCUCUUCUGUCUGCCAGGUUUGAUCCUUGGAGCACCCUCAACUUCCAGUUGCCUAGGAGUCUGUGAUACCAACUCUCCAGAAGAAAUGCAGGAGUCCUGGGACAAGGACAUCCCUGCAAUUAACCAAGGCCUCAUCCCAGAGGAAACCCCAGAGAGCAGCUUUCUCCUCGAGGGGGACAUCAUCCGGCCAAGUCCUUUCCGGCUGUUGUCAGCUGCCAGUAACAAGUGGUCCAAGAGUAGCAGUGGCUUUGUGGAGAUCCCCUUCCUGCUCUCCAGCGAGUACAAUGAGCUCAGUCGGCAGGUCAUCCUGAAGGCGUUUGCUGAAUUUGAGCACCUUACAUGCAUUAGAUUUGUCUCCUAUGAGGGCCAGAGAGACUUCAUUUCCAUCGUCCCCAUGUCUGGGUGCUUCUCUAAUGUGGGGCGCAGUGGAGGGAUGCAGGUGGUGUCCCUGGCACCUGCCUGUCUCCAGCGGGGCCCUGGCAUUGUGCUGCAUGAGCUGAUGCAUGUACUAGGCUUCUGGCACGAGCAUGCCCGGGCUGACCGGGAUCGCUAUAUUCGUGUUAACUGGAAUGAGAUCCUCCCAGGUUAUGAAGUCAACUUCCUCAAAGCUCGGAGCAGUAACAUGCUAGUGCCUUAUGACUACUCAUCAAUAAUGCACUAUGGGAGGCUUGCCUUCAGCCGGCGAGGAAUCCCCACUAUCCUGCCACUCUGGGAACCCAGUGUCCACAUUGGCCAGCGGUGGAACCUGAGUGCCUUGGAUGUCAAACGGGUCCUUAGACUUUAUGACUGCAGAACAAGUGGCCCCUCUGAUAAAGGAAGAGGCUUCCAGGCCAACAGCAGUGGUAGGAGCUCCACUCCUUCCCCCAGGACAUACUUGCAGAGAUUCCUGGAGGCAUUGCUGGUGGAAUCCAGAAGUCCCCAUGCCAGUGGCUCUAAGACUGGAGGCCAGCGUGUUGCUGUAGGAUCUGGAGAGAACUCACCUGGACAGGAGCCCUCUCCUCAGCAGUUUAUCAUAGAGGCUCCUGCAGAGUUACCUCAGGCCCCAGUAUCCACCUCAAGCUCAAUGUUUGGAGCAGAUGCUCUUGGUAUUGUUUUGGAGCAGCCUCAGUUGGCUCAAGUGCCCACUGUACCUUCAUCUCCAUCUCUAGAAGCAGAAGAAAGUCAGCCAGGACCUGUUCAGGCUGCUUUGGGAAGUCCAGCUCUGGCAGGAGGUCAUGUACCAGGAAAUCACUUUAGGGGGAUGCCCAGAGGUCAAAGCUGUGGCUUUUGCCCCCAAUUCUCAGGCAGGGACCUCCUCUUCUUACUAGUCAAGGGGCUGGAGUUCGCCACCAUUUGCCAAAACACAAAACCCUUGGCUGAGUCUCAGAUCUGGGUGCUGUCUAGUCGGCCAGGAGAGUGGUCCUACCUUGAUAAUCUGCAGAUGCAUCAGCCCUACGUCCCAGUCUCCUCCCUCUUCCCGCCCCACUCUCCUUCCCACUCCCCUGCCACGGCGGGCUGCCUGCAGACGCGGCUCCAGACGAGAGCGAGAGAGCUGGGAGGACUCCUCGGCCUCCGCGUCUCUUCCGAAAACGGCUCUCGCACCCACCAGCUAGCUCCGUGCCCCACGGUGUGUCCAGCAGCCACGUGGUGGGAGGACGCAACUUUGCCCUGGUCCUCAGCAGAAAAAGGACGGCAGCAAGACUACUUGGAAAACUUCUCAGGGGCGGACGACAAGGACACCGGGAGCCAGUGGGAGAGGAUGUAG
Molecule: messenger RNA, 1785 nt
Organism: Chrysochloris asiatica (Cape golden mole)
Lineage: Eukaryota; Metazoa; Chordata; Mammalia; Afrosoricida; Chrysochloridae
Gene: ASTL
Product: astacin-like metallo-endopeptidase (M12 family)
Exons: 13
Coding region: 1-1785 (594 amino acids)
Biological process (GO): proteolysis
Molecular function (GO): metalloendopeptidase activity; zinc ion binding
Source: RefSeq, a predicted model, not a curated record